AAAAAUUGCAUUUUCACUGUGCAGUUCUGCCACUGCUGGGGACGCUUCCCUCCUCUCCAAACCUUUCCUUCCCCGUCCCUGGAGGCCUCUUUGCACGUUUCAAUAAUCGAGCUCUCCCUUACUGGCAACCAUUGAAACUCCAAACCCCCUCACGUACGAUCAGCACACUGCAUUUUACUGCACAUCUGCGGCCUAUUGUGCUCCUUUUCCAAUUGAUUGACGCUUCCCCUUUACUUCAACUGAUCAAGAGGCGGCACAGGAUGGCUGAAUCUAGCUCAUUAAGUUCUCCUUCAAAGCCAUGGAGUGCCUAUGUGCACGACACUUACAUCCCCACUGUCUUGGAAGCUCAGGAGCUGAGCAAAGUGGAGGACCCUGAGAAUGAGCCCUUCAAGUCUAAGUACCUGGCAAUUGAAAAGCUGAGCAACCUUAGACACCAGGGAGCCGCAUAUUCUCGAGCAGAGGGCCUCUUAUGUCCAGAGGAGAAGGCUGAAUGCAAGGACAUGCUUGCUAUGCUUGAUCUGAGGAGAGGCACCCUCGCUCUCGACACAGAAGACCCAUCACUGGCUGACAAGCUUCUCACAAGUGCUUCGUUACAGUUGAAGAUUUUGGAGGAGCGCAACGUGGAGGCCCUACAGGAUGCGUACAACCUGCUGGGUGUCAUCUGGAGCAACCGUGACGAGCAGAAGAAGGCUGAGUCCUACCUGCUGGAAGCACAGCGGCUCUACCACAAGUACCGUGCACCAACACAGGUGGCCGCUCCAGUUUCGCGUGCACCAUGCCCUGACAUCGAAGCUUACCAAGGUCCACCCUCGGAAGCAGUUACAGGUACUGGUCCGGCAGACGCCGGAAAUCGUGGGCCAUCUGUGGACCGGGGAACUUCUGCGGAGGAGCAGAAUAGUAGGAUCGAAGCAGGUUCAGAGCCAAGUCCGGAACGAACUGAAGAGUUCGAGAACACUGAAAAUAGUUCCACCUCAGCCAGCAAGCCUGCACUUGACGUCCCUCCCAGCAGCGGCGAUAGACAGCCAGAGCCAGCCCCGGAGACAAGCGGUUUUAAGACAGAAACCAGCGCAGAAAAGGAAUCGGAGGGUGGAUCGAGAGAGAAGGCGGAGUUUCUGUACACGAUGACGGCGUUCUACCUGGCUCAAGUGUACGGCCACUCCCGGCAGCAGGACCAGAUGGCAGAGUUCCUGGGCAUCACGCUGGACCGCCAGCUGCGCAUGGGCCACAACUUUGAGCCGCUUGAAUGGGCACAGAACUGCGCACAGGUCUCUGGCUACUUCGUUCAGCAAGGCGAUUACGAGACGGCCGCUCACUGUUUGGCGGCGGCAAGCUUGGUUCUGGAACGGGCGGGCAUCACACUGCAGACGGAGAAUGGUGGAGACGUGGUGGCGAACGUGUUGAUUGGCUGGGGCAGACUGCACAUGCAAAUUAUCGGCAACUCCCGGUCCCUCUUCACCAGCGCAGCCGACGAGAACGCCCUCUCCGCAGCAAGCGGCCCGGGGCCCGCGCCGGCGGUUCUGCAGGAUCGCAGCAAUCUCCAGCCGCCCGCAAACGGCAAGGCGUCCGCUGGCAAAGCCCCGCCGCAACCGGACGGGCAGCAAGAUUCUAAGCCCACCCAACGACAGCUGCGGUUUGAGAGCCUCAACCUUCCCUCGACGGGUGCACUAAGCGGGUGCGACGAGACUGGGGGGGUGCGCUUGUACGAGGAUGCGGUCAAGCAGUUCAACAAGGGGAUGGCGGCCUUCAAGGGUGCGCUCGAGUACUACCGGCUGGAUGGGCACGUGACCGACCACUGCAGCAUCCUGUUUGACAUCAGCACGCUUCACAAGUACCUCGCGUUCCUGGAGUCAAACGAAAGCCGCGUCUGCCAGCUACACAAGCGUCGGGCCACGAGAUUAGAACCCUUAGUUAGCGCCCUUAACCCCAGCGCGUUCUCCGGCGUUUGGCGGCAGCUAACCUACGAGUUAGCGUGCAUUAACCAGGAGAUCGUCGACGUGCGGUUGAGCCACAGCCGCCCGUUCGCAAAGUACGGGCCUGCCGCGAAGGAUGCGGUUAAGUUCUACACGCUUUUCCUGGACAGUUUCCGGGAUGCGAAAGGGAAGGUGCCGGAAAAGGUUCCCGAGGGAGAGGAAGAAGAAUACUUGCUCGCGCAGGUUCAGCUGGCUAUGUUAUACUACAAAUUGUACGACAAGCAAAAUGAGGAGCGCAGAAUAGAGCAUUUGGUCACAAGCUUGGAACUGUACACCGCUUUUUUGAAGUACGUCGAAAAGCACGCGGUGAAGGGCAUGGACGAACGGGUGCAAGUGUGCAGAGAGAUGGCCGAGUUGCUGCCUACGAAGAUCAAUGCCGAAAGAGCCAGCACUAGAUGACAAUGCUGGGGAACGGGGAAAUUGAACCUGAUUCGCUGUAAGUUGAUGCGAGUACGUGGAGCUUGUACAGGUUACUUUCCCCAAGCGGUGAGGUACUUGUUUACAGAGAAUACUUCCUUGUCACGACGUACUGAGUGCCUCCAAAGUUCACGG
This is a messenger RNA of Klebsormidium nitens, 2522 nucleotides long. The record is from the annotation of a GenBank genome assembly. Lineage: Eukaryota; Viridiplantae; Streptophyta; Klebsormidiophyceae; Klebsormidiales; Klebsormidiaceae.